This is a messenger RNA of Manduca sexta (tobacco hornworm), 2737 nucleotides long. Its product is annotated as zwei Ig domain protein zig-8. Bases 1 to 741 code for a protein of 246 amino acids. Lineage: Eukaryota; Metazoa; Arthropoda; Insecta; Lepidoptera; Sphingidae. The record is from RefSeq and is a predicted model, not a curated record. Gene Ontology annotation, cellular component: neuron projection membrane. The transcript has 5 exons. Gene Ontology annotation, biological process: synapse organization.
AUGGGCGAGCCUAAAACAACCGGGAAUAUUAAUGUGGAAAAAAUAUUUGGAAAUGAGGUGCCGCGGACUCGCAAUGAAGUGAAGAUGAACGUCUCAUGGAUACGGCACCGCGACCUGCACAUCCUCACCGUAGGCGGGUAUACGUACACGUCCGACCAGCGGUUCCAGGCGACGCACUCGCCGCACACGGACGACUGGACGCUGCAUAUCAAAUGGGCGCAGCAGCGAGACGCAGGCGUGUACGAGUGCCAGGUAUCCACUCAGCCGGUGCGAUCGUUCUUCGUCACGCUGCACGUUGUUGUGCCGUCAGCCCGUAUCCUCGGCGGGCCGGACCUGCACGUGGACAUCGGCUCCACGAUCAACUUGACGUGCCUCAUCCAGUUCAGUCCGGAACCGCCCGCGUACAUAUUCUGGUACCACGAGGACGAGGUGAGCGGAAGAAAACAGGUGAUAUCGUACGACUCGUCGCGCGGCGGCGUGUCGGUGGUGACGGAGAAGGGCGCCGCGACAACCUCGUAUCUGCUGGUGCAGGACGCGGCGCCCUCCGACUCCGGCCGCUACUCUUGCUCGCCAUCCAACGCGGAGGUCGCCUCCGUGCGCGUGCACGUGCUCAAUGGCGAGCGGCCGGCGGCAAUGCAAACAGGCUCGGCGGGGCUGUCGAACAGCUCGCGGUGUAUCGUGGCGCUGCUGGUGGCGUGCGCUGCGCAUGCGCGGCUCCUGCGCGCGCAUCUCGCCAGCUGAUCGCGCGCGAGCCGAGCGCGCCCGCGCACCACCGCUGACUGACGCUCCACUGACCGCGCGCGAGUGUUUGUGUGAUGUGACGGACUCAUCCGCGUGCGCACCUCAUCUCUUAUUACGAAAACUUAGUUUUCGAGCAAAUAUAUUUGAAGUUAGGCGUAAGUUUUUACGAGCGGACAACACGCGUCAAGUCGCUGUGAUUCUACGUUAGACCGGCGCGCCUGCGCGUACAGAGGUUGUUUAUUUUUGAAGUGAUAUUCAAAUUUGUCAGACGUUACAGCACAGAAUCGCAUCUCCUUGUAGAUGCCAAUUAGUAAUUGGUUGCUCUCUAAUUGGGGCGUGUACUACAUGAAACUUGAAGUAUUGCCAUGAGUUCGUUUCGCCGCGUAGCGUCGGUUAUGUGCAUUAUUUCCUUGUUAAUGUAAUGUACUGAAGUCAUGCAAAGCGCUCGAUAUGCAUUUAGAUAAAUUACGAAUGUACAAUAAUUGUGAAGGUAAUGUGAAAUAUGCUCAAUGGACCGUCGGUAGAGCUCUCUUCCCCUCUCGCGAGGAACGCUUAAGGUGCCGAUGGACAAUGGCCGCUAAACUGUACAGAACACAAAGAAUUGAUAACAUAAUAUAUUAAUGUUCGUUACACUAUCUAAAUAUUGUAAAUAUUAUUAUUGUUUUAACUAUGAAGUUUAUGAAUAGCUUGUAAGUGAAGGAAAUCGGACUCUACUGUGUUGCAUACUGAGUUGAACACUAUGUGAGAGCCGCGGAUUGCGCUUCGCACAUAGAAUUAUAUCAAAGGCACUCGACGCCAAGCAAAAGAUCAAACAAAAUAUCUAUUCCAUACAGAAAUGUAUUGGAUAACCAUUUUUUAUUAUUUGUACAAGUAAAAUAUUAGUUCCGUAUAAAUCCUGACUCUUUGUUAAAUAUAAAAGAUGGACUGCCAUCCGUUAUGAAUUCCCAGAAGUUACACUAGUUUGCGAGAAAAGAGAAAUCCGGGUAGUAUAUUCAAAACAUACAGAUGAAACCUAAUUUCCAAGAUUGAUUUUCAUUACAAGAAUUUUUGUAAUGUAAACAUUCAAUUCCACUCAUAUAUGCCUGUUUUGAUGAUGUACAGCAUUAAAAGUGAUGGCGGUCCUGGAUGUGUUUUAUCAUUGAAAGAAAUAUAUUGCAAUAUUGCCCCGUGAACAAGAAUAGCUUGAGAAACUGGCGUCGCUUGCUGUUUAAAGGAAUGUUGUAAACUAAUAUCAAUAAGAUUAUAAUUUGAAAAUUGUAAAUGCAUUCUGUAUUAGUAUUGAAUCUAGCGCCCCUUCGUAACAAUUGAUUAUCAUGUAAACAGCUGUGCAGGGUUCUACAGCUGCAAUGACAGCAUAACCUCUGGAAUCACAUCAGCUUACCUCAGAAUCGCGAUAAUCACCUUCCAAAAGGCAAAUAUCAAACAUAUCUUUAUUUUUGGACGGAUUGGCAUUCAUAAGAUCUGACCCAGCUCAAAACAAACCUUAUACUUAUGGCCUUACAGUAUCAACUUGCAGAACCAUGUAACAGAACAACAUCAUAACUCCGGUAUCCGACGUAUAAUCGUUCAUCUCGAAGAAUUUCUUGGCAACGAACAUUUCCCGGCCACCGAGACCCCGCGCAGCUGUGUGAACAAAGCUUUAAAAAUUAUUAAUGAUCCUGAAUAUUAAAAUUCAAAUUUAGAACAAAUAAGAUGUAUCAUUAAAAAGGGCGUGUUACACACGCGCUUUUUCCACGUCUCUAUCACGUUGAUAUCAUAUGCCAUCACCUUUAUAUAUAUUUUUUUCACUUUAAUGUACGACAAUUUGACCUUUAUGUAAAUAAAGUUACGAAUUGGAUCCUGAUAAAUUAAUCAAUGCUGUAUAAAAGGAACGACUGCGUUUCAUUUAACUUUGAGCGAAUUGCGUUUUAUAUUUAAAAGGCGAUAAAUAGCAUCAGUAAUUAAAGUACAGUGAUGUCUACUUUUCCCUACAAAUGUUUGGUUUAUUUCGAAUUAU